AUGUUGGUAUCUGCUGCUCUAGCAUCCAACAUCCAGACCAUCACAGCAGACACAUUUGCUACCCUGGGCAGUGCCAGCGCAGGCCUGACCAACAGCCAGAUCGCUUCAAUUUCCCCGUCAGUGCUGAUUUCCUCUUUGUCCACCCUGAGCACAGUCAGCACCUGGAACCAGGAGCAGGCGGCCACUAUCAUCCAAACCAUGACUGCCUCGGGCUUCCAGGAGUCAAUGAAAAAAAUCCCGGCUUCUGAGCUACUCACUGCCUCCAAAAGCAGCACCUUUGUUGCUAACAUAAUGGCAGCCUCAGCAGUUGUCCAACAGACCUUUAUCAACAAGAUCAUUUCUGUGGACCCAAGUCCAGCCAAAGUGGUAGUGAAUGUCCCUGAUGCAAUGGCAACUGACAUCCCAAUGUCCCUGCUGGCAUUCUCUGAGGAGACUGUGGAUAUCAGUGUGAUGAAUAAAAAGAAAUGGACAAGAGAUCAGGCCGCCAUGUUUGUCGGGUUUCUGGAUAAAACAAGCUUUGACAUUGAGCAGCUUUCUCCUUCUGUGCUGCAAGGAUUCACAUGCACGUCAGUCCAGAGAAUGACAACAACCAGGAUUCAGGGGCUGAUCCAUGCCUGUAGGCCGAAGAAAGGCAGGGCCAAGGUGGAGCUGAAGGAAUCACAGCUGACAUGCAUGUACAACCUGCUCAAUGGAAACCUAUCCCAGAACUUCACAGAUUAUCCCUCAGACAUGCUUCUCUACUUCAACAACAAAGAUAUCAAGAAAGCCAACUGCAGGUCCUACCUUUCCGCAGUGGGUGCUGCAGACUUCUCUGUGGCCUCCAGCAUUCUGAACAAGGACUCCUUGCUAUUCAGUGAAGCCAGGACCUGCUUGGGUAUAAGUGGUGUGAAUCUGAACAGAGACAAUGUGGAAGUGCUGGGGAGCAUGGCCUGCACUCUGGACAGUGCUUACAUCCAGAACGCUGAUCCUCUAAUUCUGGAAAAACUCAAAGCCUGCAAGGACUUCUCUGACAGCCAGGUGGCUGCCAUGGAGACACUACUGCUGUCUGGGAAAACACAAUACGGGAAUGUUGCCACCUGGAACCAGCAAACACUGGAAAACCUUGGGAUCCUACCUCUGUAUUUCACAACGAACAUCUGGGAGCAGUUCGAAACUAAAACAAAGAAAAGGUUCCUUAAGACCUUUAUGUCCCAACUGAGGAAAUCAAAGACAAAGAAGAGGAAGCUCAAGGUGCUGUUUAAACAGAUCAGCGAUCUCAGGAUAAAACGAACAGGAGGCUGCACUGUAGGCAACAUCACCCAGGUGACAGUCAACGACGGUUCCUUCCCUUUCGGCUACGACCAGACGCAAUUUGACCUCUGCCUAGACAUCCCUGUUCUGAAGGACAACCUCAACUCUAUCUGUGAGAAAGUGGAUGAUGAUGACUUUCAGAAAAUCAUUCUAAAGAAACUCAACCAGGCAUUCCCAUUGGGUGUUUCUGAAAAGGAAGUUCAGGUUCUCAGUUCGCUGUCUCGUGCAGCGUCACUUGAUGACAUCUCCAAGUGGAGCAUCACCAAAAUUGAGACCCUGGCAGCACUCAUGAAUGCUGAUGAUGGCCCAUGGGAGGCAGAAACGAGUAAAGCAAUCAUCACCAAGUAUCUGAAUACUCCUGGGAACUCUCUGGGCAGCACUGAGCUGAACAGUAUUGACUCCAACCUGUGCUCAUUGGACACCAGUACACUGAAGACCAUCAAACCAGACAGUAUCAGAAAUGCCAAACCUUUGGAUGUGGCAUCAUGUUCAUCUGAGCAGAAGAGAGUCCUGUAUGAGAUCAGUAAUACUUCCUUCAGCUCACAACGUAGCAGUGCAACUACCUAUUACAAUUUAAUUAAGACCUAUCUAGGUGGGGCACCUCUGCCAGAUGUAGUAGCACUGUCAACCCAGAACAUCAACAUGGAUGUACGCACUUUGCGGAGUCUGGAUCCUGACGUCAUCACUAGUUUGACCGUGAACGAUGUGAAAGGCCUCAUGGGUAACCAGCUACAAGAUCUGAAGGUGUUUGAGAACGAUACUGUGAUUCAGGCCUGGAGGAACAGGCAGCUUCAGUCAGACCUGGACCUCCUCGGUCUGGGCCUGACCACCGACAGAACUGACCCAGUCACUACACCACCCAGCCUCAACAACAAUAGCCCUGCAACACCAACACAGGGAAACACUAGCGGCUCAAGUGCAACCCUGACCAGUACAGUGACAACACAAGCUACUACCACAAGUGGGGGAGCAGAGCUUGUAGGACACCCAGCAUCCAUAUUCCUGGCUGCUCUGCUGACAACUGUGCUGCAAAUACUGCACCAUCCAGCCUAAAUACAUUUGUGACUUUAGCGAUCUAAUCAAUAAUGAGUAAUUACUCACAUCUUGAGAUUUCUUAAUAUUAUUGUUAAUGCUAUUUAAUCACUUUGCUUAAUUGCAACUGCUUAAUUUCUGCUUUACGCUAUCUCUUCAUGUUGUAAAACUAUGUUACUGAACAAUCAAUCAAAAUAAUAUAUUUUAAGUGCUGAUUUGGGAUUUAAUCUGGGAUUUUAAAAGUAAUUAAUAACAUUUAUGUUUAAUCAUUAGGAGCAAAAAUAUAGUAUAUGAAAAAUAAAUAUAAUAUUUCCUCAAAUUUAUUGUAUCAUCUAUUAUCAUAAUUUACACUGUAUUGCCA
Molecule: messenger RNA, 2683 nt
Organism: Morone saxatilis (striped sea-bass)
Lineage: Eukaryota; Metazoa; Chordata; Actinopteri; Moronidae
Product: mesothelin-like protein
Exons: 19
Coding region: 1-2343 (780 amino acids)
Biological process (GO): cell-matrix adhesion
Cellular component (GO): cell surface
Source: RefSeq, a predicted model, not a curated record